Molecule: messenger RNA, 2397 nt
Organism: Thunnus maccoyii (southern bluefin tuna)
Lineage: Eukaryota; Metazoa; Chordata; Actinopteri; Scombriformes; Scombridae
Exons: 4
Coding region: 154-1221 (355 amino acids)
Source: RefSeq, a predicted model, not a curated record
GGUGAUCACGUGAUUCAUGGAGCAGUAAGCGGAGCAUCAGAGAUCUUGUGGAGCUUCAGGACGUUCAGGUCUACGGUGUCCAGUAAAACUGCCUCCAUCGACGGUAGGAGCUGUAAGUUGGCUUCCGACAUCUCAUUAAGGGAUAUACAGAGCAUGGACCUUCUUGAACUGGAAAUCCACAUCCCAGUGGAGGCUGAGGUGAAAAACAUUCCCGUGUGGAGCUUACCAAACUCAGUGAUCAGGAGAAUGGGCCUGCCCCCGCCUGCAUCUGAGGGCUCCAAGGCCCGUACGGACGCCCCAGAAGGUAUAUGGAUUUGUCCAACAGUCAUACGGAGGAAAAGCCAGAAUCCAGCCUCCCACACAGGAAACAAUGUGAAAGAAAACAUGUCCUCACUGCUGUACAGAGAGUUUCGGGCUGCGCAGGGUCCCCUCCAAAUGUCUUUCGUUUCCUCCAACUGCACAGCUUAUAAGUUGCUGCAGGACAUCAUGCCUGGGAAGAAGGUCUCCUCACACACCUCUCAUACAUCCCUCUUACCUCACGGCUCGGCGCUCAAAACCCGCCAAGAUGCUAUCGUCAUCUACCACGGACGCAUUUACCUGAUCAUCAAGAACCCCAAACGAAGCAGGAGUCAAGAAGUGUCACAAGAACCACAGCCGGUGGCCCAGUCCUCCCUUCAUUCAACAUCAGCUGUGUCAUCUGAUAGCCAGGAGAAGGCUUCUCUUGAACCUGCAGACAGAGAACUACAGAAGAAGAGAUUGCGUGUCACUUUGCCCCGAAUCUCCCUAAAACAGGAUCUUCUCACCAAAACAGAUAACUAUUCCACUACAGAGACGCUGCACACAGAUCAGGAGCUGCUAAAUGACAACAAGCCAAACAAUAAGGAUGCUGGAAGAAAGCGGCCUGCUCGCUUCCAGACUCAAGGGGACCAGGAGGAGGUGGCCAACCUUGACAGUGAUGAAGGUGAGACACAAGACCUGGACAGACAAGAAGCCGAAAGUACAGAUCAAAACAACAGUAUGGACAGUAAUAUGCAAAUAGACUAUCAAAAUGGCAACCACAGCUGGACCAGGAGGGAUCCUCAGAGUUCAGCUUCUGCCUGUACGUCACCACAACAGUCAUGUGACUUCAAGGAGCUGGAACGAAAGGAGAAGAUCGCUCGGUUGAAGGCCAAGCUCCGAGAGAAUGAAGUCGAUCUUCACAACAAGCACUCGACAAAAUGACAGCUCAGAGUAAAGAACAGUAAUGAUGCAAAUUCAGCAUAUUAGAUUAGCAUUUCGACUGUUUUGUGAAGCCAAAGGACGGUUUAUCACAAUGUUUGGUUAGUAGAGUUAUCUAUCCGUUCUGUUAUUCAUGUUUUGGUGUGACGUGGUGUUUUGUGGUGUGCCAAAUCCAGCCAGAAAUUAAAUCAAGGAUCUGAGGAUGUUGUAUUAUCUGUACAGAUUGUUAAACUUGCUGAGGCAAAACAAGAAAACGUCAUGUUUUAAUGAGAUCAGUCAUUAUCAAGGACAUAGAUUUGGUUUUAUUUUUGUUUCUUUUAUGUGGGACGCGCACACACACACACACACACGAAGAGCAUGAAUCUGCGAAAGGUUUACUUGCUUAAAUAUAACAGGAUUUGUAUUAUUCAUUUUUCUCUGAUUUUUAACAACUAUUCUACUUUUUUAAUGAAUAUAAAUCUGCGACUAAGAUUAAUAAUUAAAAUUGACAUGAUAGAUUUUCACGAUAACUGUUUCAAGAACAUAAAUGUUUAUAAACUUGUAUGUUCUGUUAGACCAAACUAUCUGCUUUAAAUAAUUUUUAAACCUCACCUGAGGUUCUUUAACUGUUUACUUCUCUCAGUCUAAGUUUCCUGAUGGAGCUACGACGCUCAAACCUGACUUAAAAUUGUGUCUAAGGAUUGUGAGAGAAUUUUGAAGGGUUGAAAUAUCCUCAAACUACAUUAGCUACUUAACUUCAGACUGAUACAACAGCCUUGCAAUUUUGUUUAAACAGUUUGAAAGUGUGUUUAGACUGAAGAGCUUUUUUCACUCGUUUACACUGUGUUAUUUACAUAAAUUUAACCAAUGGAAUCUUUACUGAAAUCUGUUUUUUACCCCCAACAAGCUAAUGUUCAGACAGCACAGACGCUAGCUGUAGCUAGCUAGCAUUGUACAGUGGUACCAACCAUGUAUCUUACAGGUCAGCUGACUGAUCUCUUUAUUUUCCUCCAGUAUCUCUCGUUUUUCUUUUUCAUCUUUGUACAUUUAAGAAUUAGUCGUUCAGUCUCUGGAUAAAUGUUCAUGUCAUCACUCAAGCUGAAAGUGUUUUCAGACUCGCUGUUCUUUGUGCCUGUGGCUGAAUUUGCAUCCGCUCAAGUCUUUACUUUGAGAUUAAACUGAGUUGUGCCACAUGUAAAA